Molecule: messenger RNA, 1200 nt
Organism: Cuscuta campestris
Lineage: Eukaryota; Viridiplantae; Streptophyta; Magnoliopsida; Solanales; Convolvulaceae
Source: the annotation of a GenBank genome assembly
CAUAAUCCUGGACCGGUAAAGGAAUCAAUACUCAUCAGUCAUCACUCCCACCCCAGAAGGCUCCGAAAUUUGUCAAGGGUCUCUUGAGAUUCUGAUUUCUGAUUCUGUCCCUUGGCAAAGAUAUCCAUUGUAGGUUCACUGUUACAGUUUUGAGCAAGACCAUGACUGACUAUGGAUCACCUGGAAGCUUUCAAGAUAAGGUGGAGGACAUCGCCAAAAAGGGGACAGCUGAAUCUGUAAAUGAGAUACAUUCAAUGAAUAACCAAAAGACACACCAAGAACCAGAAGAUGACAAUAAAAACAUCAAGGAAACUGCCCAUAAAGGUGAUAAGCUUAUCAUUGAGAGUUUAGUGCAGAGGGGUGCUGCUGGUGAGGUAAAUAUGGAAGCAGAAAUUACUCCUGAUGAUGUGAUGAGGGCCGGAGGGUUUGGAGCUAGAGAUGAUAUUGGUAGUUUUCUCCCUACAGCAGUUGACACCACUGACUUUGAAGCUUCUAUUCGUGAUGCUCGAGGCUAUGAAGAGCCACAAGAAGCCAUCUGCAGACCUGGCCUUGGCUGGAGAGAAACAACUAACAACAAGUGAACACAGUUCUGCCCCAUCAACAAAUGGAGAGUUACUAGAUCAACUUCAUUCCCCACCCAUCCUUUUGGACCGCCUUUUCAUUUCCUUAUAUAUAUAUAUAUAUAGAUUUUGGUUCUGGUGAGAAUGCAAUCUUAUGAAAGAAAUAAGAAUGAAUUUAGUGCUUUAGAUUGUGAGAUCUAAGGGUCAGGAUUGCAUCAAAAUUAGGUGCACCAAAAUGGUUUGAAAAUGCGUCAUGUCGAAAUGCACCAAAAUCCAUUGAAAAUGCACUAUCUCAAAAUCUAAGCGAAGGAUGCAAUCUGAGCCGCACGAUGCAUCAAAUCCAAAGUCUAGAUUUUAUUCUUAUUUCUUUCACCAAGGAGCAUUCUCACGUGAACCGGCUGUGUAUAUAUAUGUGUGUGUGUGUGUGCAGUGUGUGUGUGUGUGUGUGUAUAUAUAUAUAUAUAGUUCUUGGCCUGACAAGUUUGCUUUUGAACAACAUCCUGUAUUGUAUUUGAGUAAUUCUAGUCUCCUUGCUUGUGAAGCAACCAUAAAGUGUUAUGAAGUUGGUGUUAUAAAUGUUUGUUUUGUGAAGCAGCCAUAAAGUAUUAUGGAGUUCUGGUUAUAAAUCUUUGUUAUAUUA